AUGGAGAACGACGACAUUCGAGAGCGCUACAACCUUGUGGUCGGAGACUUCCCGGCCUAUCUCUUGUUCGACCAGGCCCACAAGAAGGGACUUAGGUAUCCCGGGGAGGUCAAGGCUGCAGACAUCGCUGUCUGGCUCCGGAAGAACGGGGUCAAUAUGCCCGCUAUUGGCACUAUCGCGGAUCUCGACGAGAUCGCUGGGAAGUUCCUGGCUGACAAGGCUGAGGAACACAUCGCCGCAGCAAAAUCUCUCGCCGAGGGGCACCUCAAGAACGACAGAAAGGCCGCCAUGUACGUUAAGAUUAUGGAGAGAAUACGGGAACGGGGCGAUGGUUUCCUCAAGGCGGAGAAGGAUCGCCUGACCAAAAUACUGCAGGAAAGCAAGGUAUGGAAGGAGAAGAGGGAUGAGCUGCAGGAUAAGCUCAAUGUGCUCGACGCCUUUGAGCUCGUCAUGGCCGGCGAGCUGUCCAGGUAG
This is a messenger RNA of Prorocentrum cordatum, 474 nucleotides long. The record is from the annotation of a GenBank genome assembly. NCBI's taxonomy places the organism in Eukaryota, Dinophyceae, Prorocentrales, Prorocentraceae.